AUGUCCGCUUGGGGAGAUGCGAACGGAGAUGGAGUGGAUAGAGCCCAAAUAACUAUCCUCUCCAGCCCGUUAUUUUUUGUGUCAAGAAAUAGCGACCUUGAUGGUCAACGGAGUGGUGCGACCAUUUCAAAUGAUGGACGGGAAGCGCAUAAGAGAUUAUGUUGUCGCGGUUCAACAAGUUUGGCGACGAAAUACCAAACCGUAACGGUGCGCGGAACGAUAACCAUCCCGGCAUUCGUCCAAGCGGCCUGUUCACGACAACAGGCGAAAGUUGAAGUAAUCGCCGAAGGUGUUCAAGGAUCGGCAAGAUUGAAAGGGGACGAGGUUGACAUAGAACCGAUUCCUCCAAGAAGGAGAUCUGGUGCUGAAUAUGCCGAGCAAGAGACGGGUGCCAGGAAGAUCGAGCUUGGGCGUAGAUUUAUAAUAGGAGAAUAUAAAGGGUGGAUUAUAACUAGGGACGGACACCUUGCAUAUUGGCCGGACGAUAUUUACUCGACGGUGCGGCGUUCACAAGAAAACGUGCGCGAUGCAACUCUUCGGUUUACCAUUAAAUACGGUGAGCUAGAGGAGAACAUGGAGAGGGAACUGUAUGCCAAGCGGAGACGCCACUGGGAACCAGACGUACAAUCACGGAUGGAGACUAAGAGGACCAACCCAGAGUAUGGAAGAAGCGGCAUGACUGCAACUAUCUCCAAAUUAUACAUAGACGAGAUGAAGAACUUGUACCUUGAGGAAAAGAGGCUGAGCAGGAGCUUAACAGAUGAGGAGUGUUCCAGACGUCGAAGAGCCCUGAAGCUUUUGUGUCAUCUAGAGGGUGAGAGCGAAGAGGACUUGGGAGACCAAGGAACUAUACCACUAGAAGAAGGCUCCAAUACUAAUCCUCAACAGGCUCUUAAGGACCAACGUAACCAA
This is a messenger RNA of Enterobius vermicularis (human pinworm), 912 nucleotides long. NCBI's taxonomy places the organism in Eukaryota, Metazoa, Nematoda, Chromadorea, Rhabditida, Oxyuridae. The record is from the annotation of a GenBank genome assembly.